AUGUGGCCACAUGAUCCAGACGAAUUUCUGCCAUCACAUAUUGAGCCGGAUGAUGCUGACCAUGGUGAUGCCUGGUACUUUGUGUUUCAUCGCGGAGAGUUGAUCAUCAAAUCAGUCCAAGGUGUACCAGAACCCACAACUGCUGACGAUUUCCGCUGGUUUGAUAUGGAAACGUCCAGCAAACACUUUCUCGGACACUACGGCGACAGGCCCUGUUUUGCUCUCUCUGCAAGUGGUCAGCUGACAGAAGGUUUCCAGACGACUGCGCUGCGUGGCCUGUUGGGACGCACGUCAGCGUCACUGUUUUACCUGGCCGGUCGCGCGCAACAGGUGAUCGAAUGGCACGAAACCCAUCAGUUCUGCGGGCGUUGUGGGAUCCCCAUGGAAGACCAUCCCAACGAUCGCGCCAAACAGUGUCCGAAAUGCCGGCUCAUUAACUACCCGCGAUUAUCUCCCAGCAUUAUCGUGCUGGUGACCAAAGGCGACGAGAUGUUGUUAGCGCGGAACGUAGGCUGGCCGAACGGUAUGUACAGCACACUUGCCGGCUUUGUAGAAGCGGGUGAGUCGAUCGAACAGACUGUGCACCGGGAAGUAUUCGAAGAGGUCGGCAUCCGCGUUACAAAUCUGGAAUACUUUGGCUCCCAGAGUUGGCCCUUCCCAAAUUCAUUGAUGCUUGGUUUCCACGCCGAAUAUGCCGGUGGAGACAUCGUUUGCCAGGCGGAUGAAAUUGCAGAUGCUCAGUGGUUCAAACCCGACGGCUUACCGCAGACGCCUCCCAGAACCGCCAUUUCCGGUUGGCUGAUCGAAGAGUGGAACAGGCGCGGCAAAAAUGCGCAGCAGGGCAAACGUCCAGAUGAUGUAGCCGCUGCUGCGAAAAUCCGCGUGCAUAAAGGCAUCGAUCGGGCUUUGCCGGCCGCUGAAUAUGUCCAGUGCGCACUGCUCAUCUGUAAAGAACAGGGUCAAUUCCGGCUCCGCACCAGUCGCAUCCUGAUCGCCGCUAUCAAGCCAUUGCACAGCCCCCGACCCGAUAUGAGCAUCCAGGAAACCCGCCUGCCAAUCGAACCGUACACGCAGAUCCAGCUCGCCUACCUGUGA
This is a messenger RNA of Symbiodinium pilosum, 1095 nucleotides long. NCBI's taxonomy places the organism in Eukaryota, Dinophyceae, Suessiales, Symbiodiniaceae. The record is from the annotation of a GenBank genome assembly.